UGUCGAUCAAUGAUUUUGGCUAUCAAUUCAAGGAGGUUGGUGGUCUACAUGUACUUCUGGAUGAGGAGGGUAGACGCUUUGAAUUAGAUUGGUUUGGAGGUGACAGAAGAAUGAACCAAAAUAGAUAUGAAGAUCUAGGAGAGGCUAUUACAGAAUAUGUCUAUGAAUACCUUGAAAACAAGCUUGACCUUGAGAAAGUUACCAUUCCAGUUGAUGCUCGUCCAAAUGAACCCAAAGGGUUUUUCUUUAUGAGUAAAGAUGCUCUUGAAUGUAGCAAAUUGAUGAUUCUCAUCCAUGGCAGUGGUGUGGAACGAGCUGGUCAAUGGGCAAGAAGCUUGAUCAUCAAUGACAGUUUUGAAAGUGGGACAAUGGUUCCAUAUAUUGAGGAAGCAAUGAAGGAAGGCUUUGGUGUGCUUAUUACUAAUGGUAAUCAUAAUUAUGAUGAGAAACUGCACAAAUGCGUUAAGGGCAGUGAGAAUCCCCAGGAUCACUUUGUUUAUGUCUGGAACAACUUCAUCAAGAAGGCCAAGGCCGAGCACAUCGUGAUUGUUGCACAUAGUUAUGGUGGACAAGUAGUUCUUCAUGGUUUAAGAAACAUCAAAGAAGCUAAGSAACGCAUCAAGGCUGUAGCUUUUACAGAUUCUGUUCACAGUGUUGGCCRCWACGAAUCAAGAGAUAUCAAACAGUUUUUCAAAAAGAGAACGAGAAACUGGGUUUCGUCGAGCGAUAAACUGGACACUCCAAUACGUUCGUACUAUGAAGGCGACACUUGUGAACUAGUAUCUGCAGGCACGACAGAACACGUCUGGAUAUCACACUAUGCUAAAGAUUCGGUCUUUAGUUUUUUCAAGAAAAAACUGGAUAAAGAAAAGAAAGAAAAGGAAAACGUUCUUUACCAUUACACCAGCGAAAAGGGUGCUGAAGCCAUUAGCCAAGACAAGAAGAUCAAAGCCUCUACCAGAGGAAACGAUGACGCUGUGUAUGGACAAGGUAGUAAUUACAUGAAUCAUAAUUAAUUUAACCACUUGUGAGUCAAAAUUAAGAAAUAUGUUAUUUUAAUUGCUUCAA
Molecule: messenger RNA, 1068 nt
Organism: Actinia tenebrosa (Australian red waratah sea anemone)
Lineage: Eukaryota; Metazoa; Cnidaria; Anthozoa; Actiniaria; Actiniidae
Biological process (GO): proteolysis; regulatory ncRNA-mediated heterochromatin formation
Cellular component (GO): nucleus
Molecular function (GO): cysteine-type endopeptidase activity; siRNA binding
Source: RefSeq, a predicted model, not a curated record